Mangifera indica (mango) is the source of this 658-nucleotide messenger RNA. Its product is annotated as protein MOR1-like. Bases 147 to 542 code for a protein of 131 amino acids. The transcript is spliced from 5 exons. NCBI's taxonomy places the organism in Eukaryota, Viridiplantae, Streptophyta, Magnoliopsida, Sapindales, Anacardiaceae. The record is from RefSeq and is a predicted model, not a curated record. Gene Ontology annotation, biological process: microtubule polymerization; mitotic spindle organization; establishment or maintenance of microtubule cytoskeleton polarity. Gene Ontology annotation, molecular function: microtubule plus end polymerase activity; microtubule plus-end binding. Gene Ontology annotation, cellular component: kinetochore; microtubule plus-end; centrosome.
UGUUAAUAUUUCUGCAAAAAUCUAACACAACAUGCUUGCUGAAGACAUUUCAAUACAAGAGGCCUUCUAAUGAUGUCCAGGAGAGUACUCUUGACAGUCUACUUACUGAGGUCCUACUUUGGCUGUUGGAUGAAAGGGUUCCUCAUAUGGAUGAUAGCAGCCAACUUUUAAAAGCUCUCAAUGUGUUGAUGCUUAACAUUCAGGAUAAUGCUGAUCGAACUUCAUCCUUUAUUGUCCUUAUCAAUCUCUUGCGUCCAUUAGAUCCUUCAAGGACUAAUGAGUCCUUUGCUGCCAGAUAUAAGAGGUUUUCUGAUCUGGUUGUAAAAUGCCUCAUUAAACUGACCAAGCUCAGCCAUGCUCCUGUACAAUGCUUCAGGCUAGAUUACAGACCACUUUUCUUCAAUCAACAACAACACCAAAGCUACAGCUCAGCCUCAAUCACAAGAAGGAUGGAAGAUUCAAUGAUGGAAGAAUUUUCAACACAAGAAGAUUCCCAGCGAUUGUAUUUCUCAGUACAGCCAAUACAAGAAGUUCAAUGGUAGACUUGGAUACUAAAGACUCAAUUGUAACUGAAACUGGAAAUGAUUUGAAUUGUAGUUUGCUGCUUCCAAAGGCCAAGACCUGCUUCUCUAUUUAUACAAAAAAUUUUAACUCACUA